AAGAAUUUUCAUGAAGUAGAUCAAUGACAGACUUAAUGGCAGAAAGCAGCUCAGCAAACUACCUCCCUCAGUGAUUUAAAGAAAACAUCCACCUGAAUAACCUGAUAAAGACUAGGGGAUAGUAGCUGCAUGGACUUGCCACAGAGCUGAAGAGGGGACCAUUAAGGAGAAAGUGAGGUCAGGAUCAACACCCUUUGCUGUGUCACAGGGAAAGACAAUAGAACACUUUUUCUUUGACCUUAUCUAGAUACAACAACUUUGCCUUCAGUCAGGGAGAGGCAUUCAGUCACCAUGUCUUUUCAGGACCUCCUAGAUCAAGUUGGUGGUAUGGGGAGGUUCCAGAUUAUUCAGAUGAUAUUUCUUCUUCUCUGCAAUGCCAUGGUGGCCCCUCAUGUUAUGUUGGAGAACUUCACUGCUGUCAUCCUUGGUCAUCGCUGCUGGGUCCACAUUCUUGACAACGCCACAGUCUCUGACAAUGCCACUGGGACCCUCAGCCAGGACACCCUCCUGAGGAUCUCCAUCCCACUAGACUCAAACCUGAGGCCAGAGAAGUGCCGGCGCUUCAUCCACCCACAAUGGCAGCUCCUUCAUCAGAAUGGGACCUUCUCAAACAUGAGUGAACCAGACACGGAGCCCUGCAUGGAUGGCUGGGUAUAUGACCGAAGUUCCUUCCUCUCCACCACCGUGACUGAGUGGGACCUGGUGUGUGAAUCUCAGUCACUGAAUUCAGUGGCUAAAUUCUUCUUCAUGGCUGGAAUGUUGAUGGGAAGCAUUGUAUGUGGCUAUUUGACAGACAGGUUUGGAAGGAGGUUACUUUUGACAUGGAGUCUAUUCCAGUUGGCCGUCGCGGAAACCUGUGCUGCCCUGGCUCCCACCUUCCUGGUUUACUGCUCACUACGCCUCCUGGCUGGCAUGUCCACCACAACCAUCCUGACAAAUACUGUUCUUCUCAUUGUAGAAUGGACAACUCCAAAAUACCAAGCUAUGGGAGCAACAAUGGUGGUCCUCUCUGGUAAUUUAGGACAGAGCAUGAUUGGAGGCCUGGCUUAUGGUAUUCGAAACUGGCAUACUCUCCAGCUGGUUGUGUCUAUACCCAUUUUCUUCUUAUUUAUUUCUCAAGAGUGGCUUCUGUGGGUGUCAGAGUCAGCUCGGUGGCUGAUUAUCAACAACAAACCUGAGGAGGGCUUACAGAAACUUAAAAAAGCUGCACGGUUGAAUGGAAUGGAGACUUCUGCAGAUGCCCUAACCAUGGAGGCUGUGAGAUCCACCAUGAAGGAGGAGCUGCAGGCAGCACAGAAAAAACCUUCUCUGUGUGACUUGUUCCACUCUCCCAACGUGAUUAAAUGGAUCUCUCUUCUGUCCUUGGUGAGAUUUGCAAUAAUACUGCCCACUUUUGGCCUUUUCCUGCACCUGCAGCACCUGGCAACCAAUGUUUUCCUGGUUCAGAUUCUCCUUGGUGCAGUCGGCAUCCCAGCCAAUUAUAUUUCUAUUUGGACACUGAAUCACAAGGGCCGUCGAAUAAGUCUGUUCUUUUUCAUAUCCAUGGUGGGAAUCUAUUUUCUGGUCAUCAUAUUUCUGCCUGAAGAAAUGCAGACCAUGCGUAUAAUUUUGACAACUUUGGGAGGAGGACUUUCUUCUGCCUCUAUUUCCUGUUCUGUUACCUUUUCAAAUGAACUGCUCCCCACCGUCAUCAGAGCAACAGGUUUAGGAAUCAUUGGAGUUUGCACUAACCUGGGGGCAGCCCUGGCGCCCCUGUUGAUGAUCUUGCAGACAUAUGCAGCACCCAUUCCCUGGGUCAUCUAUGGAGCCUCCUGCAUCCUUGCAGGUCUUACUGUCUUGCUCCUCCCAGAAACCAGGAACCAGCCUCUGCCUGAUUCCCUCCAAGACAUAAAAAAUGAGGGGAAAGUCUCCAGAGAAGUGAAGCAGGAAGAUCUCUCCAUCAAAGUGACACAGUUCUAAGGAAUUACAGAUAUUGAGUAUGAUCAAAGAGGAAGGAAAAGAAAGAAAUAUCAAGUACUCUUGGAUACCAGCAGAAAAAUAUUUAAAUAAAUAAGUGCAAUUGAAGCCAUGGAUCCCA
Molecule: messenger RNA, 2077 nt
Organism: Sciurus carolinensis (gray squirrel)
Lineage: Eukaryota; Metazoa; Chordata; Mammalia; Rodentia; Sciuridae
Product: solute carrier family 22 member 9-like
Exons: 11
Coding region: 292-1959 (555 amino acids)
Biological process (GO): transmembrane transport
Cellular component (GO): membrane
Molecular function (GO): transmembrane transporter activity
Source: RefSeq, a predicted model, not a curated record